GGUUUCCAGUCCAUAAUGAUUAGUGGUAUAGAGGCUGUUCAAAGUGUUUUAAACAACUGAAGCAAAGAGAGGACAGUGGUGAAUUAAUUUGUCCUAAACAUGAUGUGCAAAUAGCUGUGCCAUGUUACAGAGUUUAUGUCACCAUUUGAGAUGAUAAUAAUCAAGCAACGCUCAUUCUGAUGGGGAGACAGGCAGAGCAGCUGUUUGGCAUCAAUUGUCAAGAUCUGGUGAACAAAAGACUGUAUCCAACAGAGCAGACACUACCAGAAGAGAUUAAGAAGACAACUGAUGAAACCUAUCUCUUUGAAAUCACAGUCAAUCAAUAUAGCGAGCUGAUGGUCAGAAACAUUUUCCCAAGUAAGCAAUCCUUUGCAUCAAUGGUGGAACAAACCCCAACCACUGUAACAUCGGAGCGGCUUCCAACUGAAGGAAAAAGAAACAUUGAAGCAAGUGGAAAAGCUUUGUGCAUCAUAGAGCCUGAGAAAAAAGCCAAGAAUGAGAAGGAGACCAAGCGUGGAGCAAUGAUAUCGGCAUCAUCAGUGUCAUCAUCAGCAAGCAAAGAACAACAUCAGAAAGAAAAGGCAGACUGAAUCUAAAUUGCUCCUCUGUACAGCUGUAACUUAUUUUAUCUAAUUAUACCUGCGCUGACUCCAUUUUGUGUACAGCUAUAGUCAGCGAAACAACUGGAUCUUUUGGGAACUGGAGGUAUUAAUUUUUUGGUCAAACUCCAGUCCAACUUUUUGAUAAUUAGCUCCAGUUGUUUCAGCAGUGAUAACAGAUCUAAUGAUCUUUGAACAAUGGAAGCAGUUAA
Rosa chinensis is the source of this 811-nucleotide messenger RNA. RefSeq lists its product as uncharacterized. The transcript is spliced from 3 exons. The record is from RefSeq and is a predicted model, not a curated record. NCBI's taxonomy places the organism in Eukaryota, Viridiplantae, Streptophyta, Magnoliopsida, Rosales, Rosaceae. Bases 180 to 590 code for a protein of 136 amino acids.